Toxotes jaculatrix (banded archerfish) is the source of this 8787-nucleotide messenger RNA. It is a transcript of the gene caskin1, whose product is annotated as CASK interacting protein 1. The transcript is spliced from 23 exons. The coding region runs from base 701 to 5602 and encodes 1633 amino acids. Gene Ontology annotation, molecular function: protein binding. The record is from RefSeq and is a predicted model, not a curated record. NCBI's taxonomy places the organism in Eukaryota, Metazoa, Chordata, Actinopteri, Toxotidae.
ACGCGGAGCGAUGGCUGCAGCAGCAGCAGCAGGAGUGUUUACGACGCAGAGCACGAGAGCGGCACAACCUCGGGAGAAACGGACACCGCGCGCACCCGUUUUUUAAACGCACAAUCAUUUACGCGCAGCGUCUGCGAGUGAGCCCGCGAGGCUUCUUGGUACAUCGGUCGCUUUGACGUCUCCAGUCCUCCGCGAGGAUCCCGAACUGUCUUCCAUUCGGUUAAUCGUUGUUUUGGUGCGCAGCUGCAGGCGACACCGACCAGCCUCCAGCUCGGGUAUCACAGACGAGGAGAGCGAGCAAACCGUGGAAACGAAACCAUUCAUCUCCACCGUCAAAAUAUCACGCACGCGACGCCAGCGCGCCGUUACUGGAAUCUGGAACGGCCCAGUAGCCUCCGGUCCCAUCCCUAUCCAGUGGUGCUGCACUCAGCGGGGGAUACCCGAGAGCAUCCCUCCAUCCCACCUAAUCUAUCCCUCCCUCUCUCUCUCUCUCUCUCUCUCUCUCUCUUUCAGCCUCUCUCACCCCAUCAUAUGCUAGUGCUCUAGGGGGUCUCAUCUAGUUCGGGGACCAGGGGGGAGGAGGAGGAGGAGGGAGGCUGUUCGUGGCCGCGAUAGACGCACCCUCCGCGUGGUGAGGCUGGGCUGAAAAGCGCCGCUGUAUCGGAGGAUGCUGCGGGAGUAGAGCGGCUCAGAGCGGAAGAUGGGGAAGGACCAGGAACUGCUGCAGGCGGUGAAGACCGAGGACCUGCUCACCGUGCAGAAGCUGCUGCAAAGGCCCCGGCCAGGGAAAGCAAAGCUCCUCGGGUCUGCAAAGAAAGUGAAUGUCAACUUCCAGGACACAGAUGGGUUUUCUCCACUGCACCAUGCGGCUCUCAAUGGGAACCUUGAGCUCAUCUCUCUGCUGCUGGAGUCACAGGCUGCUGUUGACAUCAGAGACCAGAAAGGUAUGCGGCCGCUACACUACGCAGCCUGGCAGGGGAAGGCGGAGCCUAUGAAGAUGCUGCUGAAAUCUGGUUCGUCCGUCAACGGCCAGUCAGAUGAAGGACAGAUUCCUCUCCACCUGUCAGCGCAGCACGGCCACUAUGACGUGUCUGAGAUGUUGCUGCAGCAUCAGUCCAACCCAUGCAUCGUGGAUAACGCAGGGAAAACACCUCUGGACCUGGCCUGUGAGUUCGGCAGAGUUGGGGUGGUCCAGUUGUUACUGUCGAGUAACAUGUGUGCUGCUUUGCUGGAGCCCAAAAAAGGAGACACCACUGACCCCAAUGGGACGUCUCCUCUCCACCUGGCUGCCAAGAAUGGACACAUAGACAUCAUCAGACUGUUGAUCCAGGCAGGUAUCGACAUCAACAGACAGACCAAAGCGGGCACAGCCCUGCAUGAAGCUGCUCUCUGCGGCAAGACCGAGGCAGUGAGACUCCUGCUGGACAGUGGUAUCAAUGCCACAGUGAGGAACACUUACAGCCAGACUGCACUGGAUAUCGUCUACCAGUUCACUGCAACACAAGCCAGCAGAGAGAUCAAACAGCUGCUGAGGGGUAGGAUGGAUGGAUUGAUGGAUGGAUUGAUGGAUGGAUGGAUGGAGGGCGAGGGAGGUGAAGCCUUAGGAGGCAUGCAAGAGAAAAAAAGAGAGAAUUAUGCGUCGGCGGCCCUUCAGGUUCGGGCUCUGAAAGAUUAUUGUAACAACUACGACCUGACCAGUCUCAACAUCAAAGCAGGAGACGUUAUUACGGUUUUGGAGCAGCACCCUGAUGGACGCUGGAAAGGCUGUAUCCAUGACAACCGAACAGGAAAUGAUCGGGUGGGCUACUUCCCCUCCACCAUGGUGGAAGUCAUCAGCAAACGCACAGGUUUGGCCAGCACAGUCAUUUGCACUCAACAGUUUCAAAAGAUACCGCUGGUUCCCCCGGCGACGGUUGCCCCUGCCAACGCGGUAGUCAACGGCAACGACACCACGUUCCAUCAGAUCCAUAUCCUGCCUCCACCGCCUCCUCCUCCACCACAUUCCCAUCAGCCACUGCUUCCACUUUUCACUUCCUUUGGCUAUAACAGGUCGCCCGUGACAACCCCACAGGGAGACACACCCACUGCCCCAGGUUGUCGCGGCUCAGAGGCAAGUCCUCACAGCUCUCCCACCCCAUCCAGCGGGCCCCAUGGAGGCUCCAACGAAGAGAUCUGGGUACUGCGCAAGCCCGUGGCAGGUGGAGAUCGCAGCAGUGUGGGUAGUUCUGGCAGUGUCACCAGCGUGAGGUCGUCAGGCAGCGGUCAGAGUGCCGGCAGUGCCGCACACAUCCUCCACGCACAGGCAGAGGGGGUUAAGCUUCUAGCCACAGUCUUGUCCCAGUCUGCCAAAGCUAAGGAGCAUCUGCUGGAGCAGUCCAAGUCUGUGGACCAACCUGCAGCAGGCUCAGCCAGCUCCUCUCGGACAUCGAGCCAAUCGGGCUGUCCACUCCAUGAAGCGCCGCCUUAUGACGCCACAGCAACCAGGAAGGGGGAGGGGCCAGGCGAGGGGAAGGAUCUGACAGCUAUCGGAAUAACUAAACCAGGUCACAGAAAGAAAAUAACAUCAGAGAUUAACAAGCUAAGUGUCACAGAGUGGCUGCCUGAUCAGAAACCUGCCAGUCUAGGAGAGUGGUUGUCUGCCAUUGGUCUGAGCCAGUACCACCAGGUGUUAGUGCAGAAUGGUUAUGAGAACAUCGACUUCAUCACCGACAUCACUUGGGAGGACCUGCAGGAAAUAGGCAUCACCAAACUGGGCCACCAGAAGAAGCUGAUGCUGGCAGUGAAGCGACUGGCUGAAAUGCAGCGCAGUUCAGAUGGGCGGGGCUCCCUCCGAAAGAAGCCCCCACCAAUCACACAGCAGCAGGAAGUCAUGUCAGUGGACAGCCCGCCUCCAGACGAGGUCAUGUCCCCAAAGAUGAGCACCUUCCAGGACAGCGAGUUGAGCACCGAGCUACAGAGUGCCAUGACACAGCCAGGUCAGGAGGUCAAAGCUCAGCGAACACGCAGUCUCAGCAAAGACCAUGAUGAGGUGAUAACAGGAGGAGGGGGAGGAGGCACUGGGCCACCUAAGAAGGAGGCGCGGACUAUGAGGCAACAGAGCAGCCAGGGAAGCACCUCCUCCCACAGAGGCAGUGUCUCCUCCCAAGGCAAACAUCGUCACUCCCACUCCCAUUCCCAGCCUGCUCCUCCCUACACGCCCCCUCACACCCCCACCAAGACUAGAACCUCAUCCUCCUCCUCCACUUCCUCUGUCCAGAGCGCAGCUUCCCCGCAGGCCAAACCCAAGCCGACCCCCCAGUUCAUCCAGGGGGAGAGACCUCAGUCGCCGCGCUCACACCCACCUCAGUCUCCGACCCACCGCGGAGCACCAUGUACCCAGCUUCAGCCUCAGCAGCAGCAACCUCUAGUCCAGCCACCGCACCAGGCACAUCCUCAGCACCACCCACAGACGCAGGUGAUGGAGGUCAGGGAGAGCCAACAACCACAGGUCCCUCUACUCUGCCUCCCACCAGAGGCUGAGCUGGCUGAAGGAGAAGGAGCAGAGCCUUCAGCACUCCAGAAGAAACGCGCCCACAGCCUCAACCGAUACGCCGUGUCAGAUGGCGAGUGUGAUGAGAGGGCAGGAGGAGGAGGAGGUGGAGGUGGAGAGGGAGAAGCAGAGGUAGUGGGAAGUCAGAGCUCAGCUGUCGUCAGAGGGGAAGGAGGUAAAUACGCCACAGUUACCCACCGCGUCAGCCGAAGCCACUCUGUCCGCAACCAGGACAAGAACACCAACCGGAACCAGGCGCAGUCCUUUGCUCUGCGUCAGAAGAAAAAAGGCCCACCCCCACCACCGCCCAAACGCUCCAGCUCUGCCAUCUCCAGCUCCAACUCCAACCUUACAGAUGCUAACGCACAGCAGCACACACUCACCACCACAGGCGGGAUGCUGGACGUGCCUUACCACCAACAGCGGAGGGCCAGCGACCUCGGGGUGUCCGUGGAAACAGGUGCAGUGGAGACGAGCAGCAUGGGCAGUGUGAGGAGUAUCGCUGCCAUGUUGGAAAUGUCUUCUAUAGGGGGUGGAGCCAAAGGCAUGGCGCUGCAGAAGAAUUUCCUGCAGGUGGGGAAGACACGUGAUGCUAUUGGUCUGGACGGCGAAGUGGUGAACCGGCGGCGGACCAUCAGUGGCCCUGUCACUGAUCUGGUGGCGGCUGCCAGACGCAACCAGCCAACUCCCACCGCUCUCCCGUCUCCCUCCAUCCAACCUGAAACCUCCCCUCCCGCUGUAAAUUCCUCCUCCCCGCAUCCUCCGUCCUCCCCCCACCCCAGCUCGGGAGGCAGCGGUAGUUCAUCAGAGAACCUGCCAUUUGCAGAGGAGGGAAGCCUGACGAUCCGCCGCCAGGGUCGAGGAGAAGGAGAAGGACAGUGUGUAUUUUGUGUUUGUCUGCAGGGCGACGGCGAGGGCCCCCAGGGAGACGGCGGUUACACCCAGGAAGACAUUUCUGCCACUGAGGCCACAGCAACCUUAAAGCGACGGCCGCGCAGCUCCAAGCCCCACCCCAAUGGCUCCGACUUCACCCUCCAGGAAUCGUCCACCGUCAAACGACGACCCAAGAGCCGCGACAAAGAGCCUGAGGGCUAUGCAGACCUGGCCACAGCUAAUGGAGAGUCUGUGGGAACAGGGCCGCCUAACACCACGCAGCCAGUACCUUACCAGAACGGCACUGCCACUGUAAAACGCCGCCCGGUGUCUGACGCUGGAGUGACAGAGCAGACACAACCUCAACCCCAACAUCAACCUCAACCACAAGUGACUGCUGCUCUUCGCAGGGACAGUGUGGAUCAGGGAGCUCCAGCAGGCAGUGAAGGAGCUCCGCAGAGAAAACCAAAGCCGCCAGUCUCCCCCAAGCCUGUAGUGGGACAGAUAAAGAGACAAGGAGGCCCACCGACCCCCCCACAACCUGCCUCCAACAAGAGAGUCCCCCUGCCAGGCCCUGGCACACCUGGAAGCCCAGUGGAAGGAAAGAAGAUCCCUCCACCAGUCUCGCCCAAACCAGUGCCACCGCCCACAGCGCCCAAACCGGCCAAACUCAUCCACUCUAUGACCAGUCCCCCUUCCCCGACUCCGGCCCCUGCCCCAGUAAAGCAGCACUCUGCAGUGGCGCGACAGACCAGUUCUCCCCCUUCUUUCCCCCCUUCCAACACCCCCAGCCCACCAAAUGCCAAGCCGCCGAGCCCAUCUUCCCAGAGCCCCCACACCCCUCAGACCCCAACCACGCCACAGACGCCCCAGACUCCUGCUACUCCAAGCCCGACCCCGCCGCCUGUCAAGCCCCCUCGAUCCUCCAUCGGGGGAGUGUCGGUGGACAGUGGGAUGGUUGGCGGUGGGGUGACAGCGCCGACUGCUACGACAACACCGGACUUCAGUGUGGAUUCCCUGGUGCAUCAGAAGCUGGAGGAGACAAGUGCUUCGCUGGCCGCGGCUCUGCGGGCUGUGGAGGAUAAGAUACUGCGGCAGGAGGACUCUGUGGCUGAGCAUACGACCACAGUUAGCAUCCUGGACGACAUCGGCAGCAUGUUCGAUGACCUGGCCGACCAGCUGGACGCCAUGUUGGAGUAACCAUAGAAACCAGUCAGCGUGUCUCCAUGGCAACGCUGCAACAGGAGUGACUCAGAUGGCACAACGGGCAACAUGCCUCUCUAUCUUCUCUCUGUCUCUCUCUCCUUCUCUUCAUCCUUCUCUCUCCGUCGUGCCCAUCCCCUCCUCAACUCUUCCUGUCGUCCGUCCAUCCCUCGGUGCUCUGGAAUAACCUCCUUUCUCUUCCUCUCAUCUCCUGAUGAUGGAAAUGAUGAUGGAGCUGUGCCACAAGCCUGGACAGACAUGUGGCAGAGAGAGUGCUAGAAUGAAGGAUGGAUAAAGAGAGAGACACUAAAAGAGAGAGUUUAAAAAAAAAGGACCAAAACCGACUGAUGGGGAGAGAAAAAUAAAAAAAAUAAAAGUAAAAACAAAAAAACACCAGACGGAGAGAUGAAGAAAUGCAGCAAAAUGGAGGAGACUGCAGUCAAAACAUGGGUCUUUUAAGAACUCCACGUGGACUCGAACAAAUACACUAAACUAAUACUGAUUGAAAAACCAACUGUGUAAUGAAUCAUAGUAUGGUAUGUGUACAUUCUAAGCAUGGAGAGUUUAUAUCUACUGAAAAAGUCCUGCAUUAGCACACUAAUAUAUAAUAUACCGAUAAAUAUGAAUCUCUAGCUCUUUGGUUUGAUGUCUUGGUUCUGUGUGGAAUGGUGACCUCUGGUGUUGUGACGAUGUAAAUGACUUGAUGGAAAAAUUUUUAUCUGUGACCAAAACGAGACUAUUCAGCUCCUGAAGUGUGUGUAUGUGAGUGUGUGUGUGUGUGCAUGUGUGACUGUGUGUGUGUGUGUGUGUGUGUGUGACAGGGACAGUGUGACAGGUAUGUUAUGCUGGGUUCACCUUGUAGAUCGUUGGAAUUUCAGGAUCAAAUCCAGUUUCCUGUCCUGGCUGCAUCCAUGCAAUCUGCUGCAUCCUCAUGAUCACCUUCAACACACUCACACGCACACAGGAGAAGCACAAUGACCCAUGCAGCCAGCUCGCACACACUCACACACACACACACAUAUACAUGGGAGCCUGCACAAUAUAAACUAAGAUGAGAGAAGGUGAGGGGGAGAGAAAACUGCAGCGAGGCCACAGCAGGUUGUCUUGGAAAGCAAAUGUUAGGUCUUGAUGUUAAAGUCGGCACCACAGGAAGUUUUAUAGAAGGAUUUCAGGAUGCAGUUUUGGGGCUUUGAGGUUCAAGGUUUUAGCAAGGCAAGGUGGUAGAGUUGGUAAGUGGAAGUCAGUGUUAUCAUACACACCUUCGAUCAUUCCAGAGUUAAUCAAGUCCAAUAUAUUUUCAAAAAUCUAAAGAUCCCCAGCACAUAGAUUCUAAGGUGUAUUCAAAUCCACAGAAAGAAUUCAGUUACUUUAAGAAUUCUUAAAACAACUUCUACAAAAUCCUUAAUCUAUGACCAUUCAAAUAUUCUUCCUUUCUAGUUGAACCGGUGAGUGUGAAAACAUCCAUGCAAUCAGGUCAAUAUCAGCCAAAAUCAGUGCAUCCUUACUUUUAAGAUUCUGUCAAAUCUGUAACUUUCCCAGAUCACUGUGUGGGACCCCUGAAUUUAUUUCUCCAGGAUAUAAAGAAAAAAAAAUACACGAUGACCGAAACCUUUCCUGAGACCUUAGCCAAUAACCCCUCCCUUUCCUUCUUUAUCUCUCUCAUCCCACACUCUCCCAACCACCCACCCCCUGUUGCCAUGACAAUCUACAUUAUCACUCCCACCAUCCCCAUCAGCAUCACCGUGGUUACCACACAGUGUGUUGCCAUGACAGCGUUUUCAUGGGAUUUACAAAAAAAAAGUGUUAAAAUGGAGUGAGCGGCAGCAGAGAUCUGUGAAGCUGGAUGGUUUGUUUCAGUGCAAAGUUCCUAAAACCAGGCAGAACCUGCAUCCAGAGAGGUGCAAUACUCUGAUAAGCUAUUUGCACCUCAGCCCAUUAAGAAAAUCUAGGUUUCACAGUCCUAUAGCAGCCACACUCCUUAUAUAAAUGAAUAAGAAUUCAGAGAAUAGUUGUGGUAUUUAAAUUACGAUCACAUAGAGAUUAUAUAUAUAUGGAUAUUUGCAAAAAAAAAAAAGUGUAUUUAUGAUGUGUGUGUCAUCCUGAAGACUAUUUUUCAAAGUAAACAGAUCUAAUCUGAGUGUUGAAUCAGUUUGCUUCUCCAUGCUUAAGUGGUCCGAGCUGAUGAAUCAUUGUAGGAUACCAUGUUGGGAUAUUUCCAGGAAGCAUUUGUUUUUUGUUUUUUUUCUUUUUUUCCCCCUCUGCCUACAUGUGUACAUGUGUCCAGGUGUGGCAAUGUGUAUAAUAACAAGCAAUUCUUGUUGUUUAGUUGUAUUAUUUUAUAACUUUUAAAUGCAACGUUGAGUUGUUUUUUUUUUCCUUUGAAACAUGUGCCUUGCUUUGUGAUUUUGGUCUAACUACAAUACAGUAGAUGGGUAUGUACAAAAUAUGGGGAUCUCUUUCUCUUUCCACUGUUUUGCUUCAUUAUUUGAUAUGACAUCAAAAAAUAUAUAGCAAAUAAGACAAAAAAAAAAACAACAACAGACAAAGACAACAGUGACAUCUUUUCCCCCUCUUACUGUUCUGUUAUUCAUAAUCAGUGCUUGAAAUAACAGUUAAUACACACACAGCCUUAUUUGUUUGAUUGGACAGUUAAGAGGCAGAUUUAUUCCAAUAAGUCUGCACAUUGGCCACGUCACAUGAUGCGUUCACAUGCUUGCUGGAACAUGCAACAUAUGGGUCACCCAAGUUAGCUUCUGAAUUCAUGUGCUAUUUUGUCAAAACAUUAAAAGUAGAAAUAGAACAUUUUGGUAAAUACGGUCUCAGGUCUGUAUGAAAAAUAUGAUCUUGCUACUUCUGCAAAGGCACGUGGCUCAGUUAAUUUCAUUGGUGUGUUCAAAUAUUCUGGUCCCAAAAUGUUCUCUGAUUUGUCAGAUUUUCAGGAUAAAAUUCGAGUUUUUCUGGUCUACUUUGUGGUGCAUUCAUGCAGGGUAACAUAACUUCCAUGGUAACGUCCCUGUACAGAGGUAAACUAGCUCUCUCUCUUGUUACAGCAGACACGCCUCCGAUCUUCCACCCUCACAGCUUAAAGCUGGACAUCCUUGCUAUUAGACUCGGCCCAUCUCGUUAAAGCAACAUCUUUCCUUUUCUCCUCUUUCCUUGGGUCUGAUUUUGGUCAUCUCUCA